Messenger RNA from Staurois parvus, 293 nucleotides. NCBI's taxonomy places the organism in Eukaryota, Metazoa, Chordata, Amphibia, Anura, Ranidae. The record is from the annotation of a GenBank genome assembly.
UUUCAGUACCAAAAUCGGUAACCCUGAGCUACACUCGGGCUUACCAUGCAGCGUUGCAUAGGGAGUCCCUGCAGCGCUUACCUUGUCCUUCGCUCCCGCGAUGCGUCCCCUGCAGCGUCCCCGGCCAUCUCCUCCGGCCGAUGCCGGCAUCCGGCUUCCGUGUUCCGGUCCCUGUGACGUCGGGACGUACGGGCGCCGGAACCGGCGGCAAAUUUGAAAUUUUAAAAAAAUUUUCAUUUUUUUAAAAAUGUGCUUUGUCCUGUCCCCUGCCUGCAUUUUGACUGUUCUUUCUG